AUGGAAGCAGUUUUUAAUAUAUACACAAAAAAUAUGCCUGAUAUGGACAGUAGAACCUUUGUCAAAAUUUUAAAAGACUCAAAAUUGCUGAAUAAAAAAAUAACAGCAGUUGAUGCAGAUCUUACUUUUGCUAAAGUGAAAACAAAAGGAUCUAAAAGAAUUAAAUAUGACCAAUUUGUUGAAGCAAUAAGACAUAUAACUGAGAAAUAUAAAUUAGAUUAUGAUCAGUUUGUUGAAAAAUUAUGUAAUGAAGCUUCAAAUGGCCCAAUAUUAUAUGGAACAAAAGCUGAAGCAACUAGAUUUCAUGAUGACAAAUCAACAUAUACUGGUGUGCAUAAAUUAGGGGGACCAACAACUGUUGAUAAAAAUCGAACACAAUUUUCAGACAUAUCUGAAAUCACUGACCGUUCUGAAUGUAACAUAAGAGGAGUUAAUCUUAAUGUCGAAAAAAAUAUGUAA
Messenger RNA from Plasmodium vinckei vinckei, 459 nucleotides. RefSeq names its product p25-alpha family protein, putative. The transcript has 2 exons. The record is from RefSeq and is a predicted model, not a curated record. Gene Ontology annotation, biological process: positive regulation of protein polymerization; microtubule polymerization; microtubule bundle formation. Bases 1 to 459 code for a protein of 152 amino acids. Gene Ontology annotation, molecular function: tubulin binding. Gene Ontology annotation, cellular component: microtubule. Lineage: Eukaryota; Apicomplexa; Aconoidasida; Haemosporida; Plasmodiidae.